AUGAAUGGAACCUAUACUGACUUUUCCUGUUGGCAUCUCUGGGAGCAGGAGCAAGAGGUACGAAGAGUGAUAGCUGGUGACUCCAGUGUCAGUGAGAUGGCUACUGCAGGUGAGAGAAACUUGAAUAAUGUAGCUGAUUCUGCAGAUGUCAGUGCUGAAGACAGCAGGAGCAGGCAAAGCAAAAGUGCAGGACAUGAGAGCAUCAGCCAUGAGAGUAGUGAAGUCAACAGCUUUCUCAGGAAGGUUUCCAGUGCUAGCCUUGAGAGCUACUCAGUAGAUGACCAUGAAUGGAGCAUUCGAGAUGAUGACAAUUAUUUUAGAGUCCACCAAGCAGUCCAUAGGAAUUGGGCCGAUGAUGCUGAUUCUCAUGAACAUUCUGACCUGCAAGAAAUGAAUGGGGACAGCUCUGUUGAUCGUUCUGCUCACAGAAUUUCUCCAGAGGAUCAGAAUGAGAUUCAUGAAGACCACCUUUACAGUGAUGUCAGAAAAUCCAAAGAACUGUUGGAUGUUGAAAAUGAUGGCAUGCUUUAUACCCCUGAUCAAGUCUUGUUCACCUUCACGGGGGAAGGAGGAAGUGAUCUCAUACAGGAUGAAGAAAUUAGUGGUGAUGAUGCAUUGAAUGGACACAAUGAGGAAGAUCCUGGCCACACUGUACUUCCAAAUGAAGGAGACCAUCCACAAACUACAGUAAACAAUGGAGACCAAGAGGGAGACAAUGCUUUUGGCCGACACCAUGGUGACAGUAGCAGUAGUAGCAGCAGUAGUGAGAGCAGAAGCCUUGAUAAAGAGGACAAUCACAUAAGUGAUUACAGCAAAAGACACAGAGGUGAUAGUUACAGCAGCAGCCAGGAAGACAGCUAUGAUUUUGAUGAUGAAGGAAUGCAAGGAGAUGAUCCGAGAGCCUUUGAGAGUCAUGACAGUGAGUCUGACAAGCUCCACAGGGAUUUUCCUUCCAAAGAAAGCAGUCAAGAAAGCAGUAGAGUCAAAAGGAAAGGGAAAGGCAAACAUCACAGCAAAGUAAUGCAACAGUUUGCUCGAAAAGUAUAUCAUUAUGUUGAUGCUGAUUCUGAAGAAGAUCAGAGUCCUGAACAUGAUGAGAGCAGAUCCCAGCAAGAAGAUGACAUCUCUCAAGAAAACAGCCAGUCUGCAGAGGAUGUUAGCCAGUCAAUAGAAAAUGUUCCCAGCAGGUCCAGAGAAGAUGCAACCAGUCACUCCAAAGAGACUGUAAAGAGUGCAUCUAGAGGUCACAGCAGGUCUAGAGAAACCUUCAGAAGCCACUCCAGGGAAGAUGUGCACAGCCAUUCCAGGGAAGAUGAUAGACACAGCCGGUCCAGAGAGGAUGAUAGGCACAGCCGGUCCAGAGAAUAUGAUAGACACAGCCAUUCCAUAGAAGAUGAUAGACGCAGCCGGUCCAGAGAAGAUGAUAGAAACAGCCGGUCCAGAGAAGAUGAAAGACACAGCCAUUCCAUAGAAGAUGAUAGACGCAGCCAGUCCAGAGAAGAUGAUAGACAUAGCCAGUCCAGGGAAGACCUGCAUAGCCAGUCUAGGGAAUACAUUCAGAGCCAUUCCAGGGAAGAUGUCCACAGCCAUUCCAGGGAAGAUAAUAGGAACAGUCAGUCCAGGGAAGAUGAUACACACAGCCAGUCCAGGGAAACCAGUCUGACUAGCCAGUCUAGAGAAGAUGAUAACAGUCAGUCUAGAGAGGACGAUGACACAGUGUCUAUAGAAGAUGUAAAGAGUGAAUCUACUGAAGAUAGCAGGGGCUCCUACAAAAAAACUGUGAGAAAGUCUAAAGAGAUAAGUGACAAAUCAAAUGAGCACAGUACUGGAAAAUCUAAACAGCAGAGGAGUUACUCCAUUGAAGAUGUAUCAAAGAUGGCACCAAGAGGCAGUCAAUCUGGAGAGGCUAAGAGACAACAUAGCAGCUCAAGUGAGAAGAGUAUGUCUACAGAAGAAAGUGAUGAAUCUGCUGAGGAUACAGAUGAAUCCAUCCAGUCUGAUAGCAGGUUGUCUCACAGUACCUCAUCUGAGAGCAGCAGGGCUUCCCAUGAAAGUACCAGUAGUGAAGACAGUGAUUCAGAUGAUGAUGAUGUUAGGUCUAAGGAAUGGCAAAACCAACAGAGCCGAUCAGAAGAAACCAGUGAAUCCACAGAAGAGGAAAACAGUCAUUCUAUAGAAAGAGACAGCCAAUCCAGGGAGGACACAAUGAGUACAGAAGAUGAUAGCUGGUCAAGAAGCAUGGAGCUUGAAAGCCGAAAGUUAAUGUUUGACAUUGAUCACAACAAACCAUUAAGUGACUAUGAUGACAAUGAUUGCCAGGAUGGAUAUUAA
Molecule: messenger RNA, 2331 nt
Organism: Sceloporus undulatus (fence lizard)
Lineage: Eukaryota; Metazoa; Chordata; Lepidosauria; Squamata; Phrynosomatidae
Gene: DMP1
Product: dentin matrix acidic phosphoprotein 1
Exons: 3
Coding region: 1-2331 (776 amino acids)
Biological process (GO): extracellular matrix organization; ossification
Cellular component (GO): extracellular matrix
Molecular function (GO): extracellular matrix binding
Source: RefSeq, a predicted model, not a curated record